UUAAACAGAUAGUCAACUUUCUUAAGCUGGGAGUUAUUAGAGAAUCAGGGUCUUCCAUAACAACUAGGGUUUUGAAUUCAGAUUCAGGCUUUGAAGUUUGAAUGGACCAAACCGAGGCUUCUAUUCACGUGUUGCCAACCACAUCCCACUAUUCGCGUGUUGCCAAACACCACCCUUACCCUUUUCCCACUUCUCGCGCGUCGUUUCCUUUGACAGGACAUUUCCUUUUCCUUGCUGAUGAAACUUCUCAGAAGCAUUCUGCCUUCCCACACGCACACAUCCAAACAGAACCAAAAAUAAAAAAAUAAAAAGACAUUUCUCAGACGUCCAGCCAAAAAUUUGAAAAUUGUGAGAGGUAAUUUUCAGGGCAACUCCAACUUAACAGUUUUACUGCAAAAGGAAAAAGAGGUAGAAAACAGUACCUAUAAAGACUUGAAAACGGUGUCGGAGAAACAGUAAAUGCUUCAAUUUCCGUCACGGCGUCACCCCAGUGUCCGCAAAACACCGGCUAUUACAGGUAAAUCUACCCUAUACUGACCGGAAUGAGAGGACAUGGGCUUAGGGCAAGAGAGGAGAGAGAGACAGAGAGAUAAGUUCAGAAAUGGAAAGCCUUUGAAGUAAUAAGGCAGGAACCCUUUUGUGCAGGCCGGGAAUUGCUCACGGCCACACUCUUCUUCCCCCUCUUAUCUUUUCUAACCCCCCCUCCCCCCCGCCCCCACCCCACGCCCCCAGAAAAAAAGAAAAAUUUAAACAAGAAUAGCUGCUUUUACACCUAAAAUUUUCACAUAAACAAAGCUUCUCUCUCUGUUAACUGUACUGGUACUGGAUCUGUGCAGUGACCGGCCAUGUACAGAGAGAGAGACAGAGGGAGAGAGAGAGAGUGAGAGUGAGCCGAUCGAGAAUUUUCAGAGAGGCAAACAAAGAACGGAGAGAUGGAAUUUGAUGACCCAGAUGAGCAAGAAGAGGAGAUGGAGAUUCCGGUGCCGGCGAGCUACGAGUCUGUGGGCAUCUCAGGGAGAUCGAAAAUGGGUAGCACCGCCGUCGUGGGAGAGUUGGCGUCAGCGACCCGAAAAGGGGUGAAAUACAGGGAGUGCCAGAAGAACCACGCAGUGGGCAUCGGAGGCCACGCCGUGGACGGCUGCUGCGAGUUCAUGGCGGCGGGGGAGGAGGGCAGUCUUGAUGCCCUGAAGUGCGCUGCCUGCAACUGCCACCGCAAUUUCCACCGCAAGGAGACAGAGGGUGGAGUAGCGGAGGGCCUGUACCACCAGUUCUCGCCGCCGUACUACCGGACGCCGCCAGCGGGGUACCUGCACGUGGCGCCGGCGAACCACCGCCCUCUGGCGCUGCCGUCGACCUCCGGAGGCGGUGGCGGUCUCAGUAGGGAGGAGCAGGAGGACAUGUCGAACCCGAGCAGCAGUGGCGGCGGCGGAGGCGGAGGUGGAGCGUUGAAGAAGAGGUUCAGGACGAAGUUCACGCAGGAGCAGAAGGAGAGGAUGCUGGGGUUUGCGGAGAAGCUGGGGUGGAGGAUCCAGAAGCACGACGAGGACGCGGUACAACAGUUUUGUUCGGAGAUAGGGGUGAGGCGGCACGUGCUCAAGGUUUGGAUGCACAACAACAAACACACCCUCGGUAAGAAACCCUAAUUUAUUUAUUUAUUUUUUUCUUUUUGACCACAUCGUAUCAGAGAUAUCGUCGUCUAUGCAUCACGACCUUGAAGAAGAAGUGAUCACAUGGUGUGAGAACGGAAAUCGGGAAGCAUUAUUGCACUGGUUGUGUAAAUUCCCUUUGAAAUUUGCCUAGUUAGGGUUCUUAAUUGCUGCUGCUACUGCUGCUUCUUCUUCUUCUUCUUCUUCUUCUUCUUCUUCUUUCGUAGCUCCAGUUAAUUUUUGUUGUUGUAAUUUUAUUUUGUAGAAGUUAUUGUUUGGGUUGUACUUUGUAGGGUAGCAAGUUAUGUGGGUGUUGGUGAUGAGUGUAGGAUGGGUCAGCUGUUUAUUGUAUGAAUGAAUUCAUUGUUGCUGAUUCAUGGGCCAUUUUUUGCUCAAAUUCUAGUUUCCUUUUAUCUUGAGUUUA
This is a messenger RNA of Malania oleifera, 2070 nucleotides long. Its product is annotated as zinc-finger homeodomain protein 1-like. Gene Ontology annotation, cellular component: nucleus. The coding region runs from base 933 to 1643 and encodes 236 amino acids. Gene Ontology annotation, molecular function: transcription cis-regulatory region binding; DNA-binding transcription factor activity. The transcript has a single exon. Gene Ontology annotation, biological process: regulation of DNA-templated transcription; regulation of developmental process. The record is from RefSeq and is a predicted model, not a curated record. Lineage: Eukaryota; Viridiplantae; Streptophyta; Magnoliopsida; Santalales; Ximeniaceae.